CACUUUCUUUUCUCUUCUUUUCUCUCAAUGGGUUCAGAUACAACAUCAACAGCAUUGUUGGCUGAUGCUUUUGCUCAACAUGUACAAGCAAGCAUACAACUGGUCAAAGUAGCACUUGAGCUAGAAUGGACUGUAUUUACUCGGUUUGCAGUGGGUGUUAUAGCAGCAACAUUGAUGUCCAUUAUCUACCUUGUCUGGACCCUGCGUCAUUCGCGUCGUCCCUUAGUGAUUUGGGAAAAACUCAAUAAACCCUUGAUCAAAGUGUUUCGACCCAGGAUUUUCGCUUUCUUAAUGGGCAACAUCAAUCCUUAUUCGAAAUCGAUAGAUAUGCGUAUUUCGACAUUUUCUCGAGGAUUCUGUACUGGCUUUAUGCUUGAUAGACAAAAAAACAGAAAUCCAUUUCGAAGUGUCCAUGCAACUGCUUUGGCUACAUUUGCUGAAUCUGUAGGUGAAUUAGGCUUGCUUAGUAUACUGAAAGACAGUAAGGAUGAAAUCACACUUGUUUCUUUGGAAUUAGAGUUUAUGAAAAAAGCAAGAGGUUUAUUGACUGCUUCGACUGAUUUCAACUUACCUGAAAAUGAAAACAUCCAAGUGGAUGCUGAUGGUCAAAGACAAGUCAAGAUUGAUGUGGUGGUCAAGGAUCGUACUUUGGAUACAGUUGCUGUAGCACAUUUGGUCUGGAUGAUUCAGGGCAAAUCACAAUAGAAAAGUUUGAUGGGGUUCAUCCAUAAAUAAACACACUUUAGGAUAACGUAUAAAAGGAAUACAAUCAGACAAAUAACUACAUAAAGAGAACAUAAAGCAUGCC
This is a messenger RNA of Gilbertella persicaria, 808 nucleotides long. RefSeq lists its product as uncharacterized. NCBI's taxonomy places the organism in Eukaryota, Fungi, Mucoromycota, Mucoromycetes, Mucorales, Choanephoraceae. Bases 28 to 705 code for a protein of 225 amino acids. The transcript is spliced from 5 exons. The record is from RefSeq and is a predicted model, not a curated record.